Symbiodinium pilosum is the source of this 2523-nucleotide messenger RNA. NCBI's taxonomy places the organism in Eukaryota, Dinophyceae, Suessiales, Symbiodiniaceae. The record is from the annotation of a GenBank genome assembly.
AUGGACCCCAAGCCCAACAGCCGGUACGGGCAUACAGCUGCUUGGGACGGCGAGUCCAAGUCCAUGUACAUUCUUGCUGGCAGAUUCCUUUCUAUGUUUUACAGCGACCUGUGGGCUUUCAGCAUACUGGACAGCAAGUGGAAGCAACUUACCGCUCUAGUGUCGCCCGCACGUGCGCACCAUACAACCAUAUUAGACACAGCGCAGCGCAACUUACUUGUCUUUGGCGGCGAACUGAACAGCCAAGUUCAUGGCGACCUCCUCCGCUUCAGUCUUGCUGAUGCGGAGGCUCAGUGGAUCAAAUCGUCUGCUCCGGGGCCGGCGCCCCGGAGCCAGCACACAGCGGUUUGGGCAGCCGACACCCAAGUCAUGCUGGUGUUUGCAGGCUGGAACGGGCAGCAGUACAUUGAUGAUUUGCACCGUUAUGAUUCGUGGGCUGAUCGAUGGACAGAGCUCCCAAUGUCUGGAGGAUGGCCUGCUGCCCGUGGUGGGCACGCAGCCUCCUGGGACCCGACCUCACAGCGCAUGAUGAUUGUGGGAGGCACCCAGAAUAUGAGCAACUCUCUAAGUUACAGUUCUGCACUAUUGACCUACAGCCUUCUCACAGGAGCCUGGAAGGAAGAAGGCCUGCAGGCCACAAUUGAAGGCCCAACAGGCCGCACGGGUCAUGCCAUCAUUUGGGACAGCGACCAGCGAGGACUCCUUUUGUUCGGUGGAUACAAUGCUUCGUACCUGCAACAGACCUGGCGAUACGCUAUGAGCCACAGCACCUCGGCCAGAACCAUCAGUUGCCAACUUGGACGUGCAUGCCAUCUCAACUUUACAGACGUGUCUGGGGUUCUCAUGGCAAAACGAUUCUGCACAGAUACUGACAUGUUGGGCACAGAGCCCGUUCAGACAUUUGAGGGUGUAGCGACGCUGCUGUUUCUGGAGCCGGGGCACCACCGCCUCUGCUGGUGCGAUACCAAUUGCAGCCAACCUGGCGACUUUCAGGUGGCUUUGAGCUUCCUGACCGUGCAGGGACCAUAUUUAGGCCAGUCGGCUCAAUGCCAGCUCGGCGCAACCUGCACAGUUGAUGCUUGGCGAGGCAUGGGCCUUUCCAUCAACGACAGCGUGGUGAUGCAGAGUCAUUGCGUUGAUGGGGAUUACGCCAGCUUUCAUGAUCUACACCACAUCAACAAAAUCACGAUCUCCUUCGACAGGGCAAACGGCUGGCACAACUUGCACCUCGGAUUUCUUAAUCCGCAAACCAUCCUUCCGCAGGACGUGCAGCUGUGCUGGUGCCCGGCCAGCAGCCCUUGCACCUCGACCUGGGAUUUUCUUGUUGUCGCGCUGAGCCUACAGAUAUCUUGCCCGCCUGGACAGUACGAUGAUGGUGCUGGCUCGGCCUGUAUGGCCUGCCCAGCGAACUACUUCUGCAGCGGUGGCACUGCGCUGCAAAGCUGUCCGCACGCGAGCAUGUCGCAGGCAGGCUCAAGCUCGUUGCUCAGUUGCCGGCAUGCACAGCACAGUCCCCGUCUUGCGCUCGGCGCCCACAUCAAGCAAGCAGAGAGGGUAGGUGCCACCAGCCUCUCUUCCUGCGCGUGCGUUCCGGGCUUCGUCAACGAGGAAGGAUACUUCAAGCCAAGUGCCGGAGAUGACGAGUGCUCUCAAUGUGGUGAUGGGACCUACAGCAACCACACGGGAGCCACGCAGCCGUGCCUAUGCGCUGCUGGCUACGGCUUUGAUGACACUUCGGGUGCUCCCCUGAAAAGUCCUCAGAAGCAGCCGCCACAUCAGCCCUGGAUUGCCGCUGCCGUGCAGGCCUUGCUGCGGAAGGCAGCAUGUGCCGAGAAUGCUCGGAGGGCUUUUUUUGCCCAGGCAAAGGCGAGGAGCUUGCGUGCCCAGGGAACGCAACUUCGCGUGCUGCAGACGGAUUGUUUGUGCACCCCUGGUUAUUCCUGGAGGGAGGACAAUUGCGGUACCUGCCCUCCUGGGCGGUACAAGCCAACCCUGGCCAACGAGCUGACUUGCUCACUUCAAUGCCCAACCAAUGCUCUGAGUUCUUACGCAGCCACCAGCCUUUCCGCCUGCUAUUGUACUGCAGGAUAUUUUGCAGAAGUGGAUUCCGCAGGCGCACUGGCCAGGUGCGCUAGCUGCGCAGCGCUGCCGCACCUGCAAUGUCCGGGCGGCUUUGAAGGUCCCAGUGGCGAGCACAAAUUGCCAGUUUCCAGGGCGGGCUAUUUCCAAACUGGAAUCACCACAGCCGUGAAAUGCAGCGUCGUUGCGGCCAAUGGCCUUAGCGCACGUCUCGGUGGCAACAUUUGUGCUGAGGGUGACUCCAACGAUUUGAACACUGCAUGCGUUGGGAAGUACCGGAACGGCUGCGAUGAAGGCUCCACUGGCAAACUUUGCGGAGAAUGCCCAGCUGGCUGGGGAAGAAACGGGUUUCAACAGCCCUGCCAGCCAUGCGCCGCUGGAGCAGCUCUGCCGCUGAUCCUGUCCAUCCUUGUCGACGUCGGCACGAAGGUCGCAACGUGUUGA